GGAGAAUACACGAUUUGGUGCAGCCGGGGUUUGGUACCGAGCGGAGAGGAGAUGCACACGGCACUCGAGUGUGAGUGAGAUAAUGUGCACUGAAGACCCCUCAUGACAGUUACUUACCAGAUGAAUGGAGCAACACUCACUCAGAAUAUCACCUUUCACUAGCAUCUUCUAAUGAGAAACCAAGGAAAAAUAGAAAUGAAGGUACAUAUGCACACAAAAUUUUGCCUCAUUUGUUUGCUGACAUUUAUUUUCCAUCACUGCAACCAUUGCCAUGAAGAACAUGACCAUGGCCCUGAAGAACUUCACAGACACCAUCGUGGAAUGACAGAAUUGGAGCCAAGCAAAUGUGCAGAUGCUGAAAAUGAAAAAAAAUACUAUAUUGAAAAACUUUUUGACCGUUACGGUGAAAAUGGAAGGUUAUCCUUUUUCGGUCUGGAGAAACUUUUAACAAACUUGGGCCUUGGAGAGAUAAAAGUAGUUGAGAUUAAUCAUGAGGAUCUUGGCCACGAUCAUGUUUCUCACUUAGAUAUUUUGGCCGUUCAAGAAGGAAAGCAUUUUCACUCACACAACCACCAGCAUUCCCAUAAUCAUUUAAAUUCAGAAAAUCAAACUGUGACCAGUGUAUCAACAAAAAGAAACCAUAAGUGUGAUCCAGAGAAAGAGACAGUUGAAGUAUCUGUAAAAUCUGAUGAUAAACACACACAUGACCAUAAUAAUCAUCGCUUACGCCAUCACCAUCAUUUGCAUCAUCACCUUGAUCAUAACACUACUCGCCAUGUGCAUAAUGAUUCCAUUACUCACAGUGAGCGUGGAGAGCCUAGCCAUCAACCAUCGACGGAGACCAAUAAAACACAGGAACAAUCUGAUGUUAAGCUACUGAAAGGAAAGAGGAGGAAAAAAGGGAAGAAAAGUAAUGAAAAUUCGGAGGUUAUUACACCAGGUUUUCCCCCUAACCAUGAUCAGGGUGAACAGUAUGAACAUAAUCGAGUCCACAAACCUGAUCGGGCACAUAACCCAGGCCAUUCUCAUGUACAUCUCCCAGAACAUGGUCAUGAUUCUGGUCAUGGACACCAAGAUCUUGAUCCUGAAAAUGAAGGUGAACUUCGACAUACCAGAAAACGAGAAGCACCCCAUGUUAAAAAAAGUGCAAUUUAUUCAGCUGCUAGUCACAAAGAUCAUAACGAAGAUGACCGGCAACAUGAAUGUUUGAACGUCACUCAGUUGUUAAAAUACUAUGGUCAUGGUGCCAACUCUCCCAUCUCACCUGAUCUGUUUACAUGCCUUUGCCCUGCAUUGUUGUAUCAGAUCGACAGCAGACUUUGUAUUGAGCAUUUUGACAAACUUUUAGUUGAAGAUUUAAAUAAGGAUAAAAGUCUGGUUCCUGAAGAUAAGGCAAAUAUAGGGGCAUCAGCCUGGAUUUGUGGCAUCAUUUCGAUCACUGUCAUUAGCUUGCUUUCCCUGCUAGGCGUGAUCUUGGUUCCCAUCAUUAACCAAGGAUGCUUCAAAUUUCUUCUUACAUUCCUUGUUGCACUAGCUGUAGGAACGAUGAGCGGCGAUGCCCUUCUUCAUCUACUGCCCCACUCUCAGGGUGGACAUGAUCAUAGUCAUCAGCAUGCACACGGGCAUGGACAUUCUCAUGGACAUGAAUCAAAAAAGUUUUUGGAAGAAUAUGAUGCUGUGUUGAAAGGACUUGUCGCUCUAGGGGGCAUUUACUUGCUGUUUAUCAUUGAACACUGCAUUAGAAUGUUUAAGCACUACAAACAGCAAAGAGGAAAGCAGAAAUGGUUUAUGAAGCAGAGCACAGAAGAAUCAACUAUUGGAAGAAAGCUUUCAGAUCAUAAGUUAAACAAUACACCAGAUGCUGACUGGCUUCAACUCAAGCCUCUUGCCGGAACUGAUGACUCGGUUGUUUCUGAAGAUCGACUUAAUGAAACUGAACUGACAGAUUUAGAAGGCCAACAAGAAUCCCCUCCUAAAAAUUACCUUUGUGUAGAAGAGGAGAAAAUCAUGGACCAUUCUCACAGUGAUGGGUUGCAUACCAUUCAUGAGCACGAUCUCCAUGCUGCUGCACAUAACCACCACGAUGAGAAUAAAACUGUGCUGAGGAAACAUAAUCAUCAGUGGCACCACAAACAUUCUCAUCAUUCACACGGUCCUUGCCAUUCUGGAUCAGAUUUGAAAGAAACAGGAAUCGCUAAUAUAGCUUGGAUGGUGAUCAUGGGGGAUGGCAUCCACAACUUCAGUGACGGGCUAGCGAUUGGAGCCGCUUUCAGUGCUGGACUGACAGGAGGAAUCAGUACUUCUAUAGCUGUCUUCUGUCAUGAACUGCCACAUGAAUUAGGUGAUUUUGCAGUUCUUCUUAAAGCAGGCAUGACUGUAAAGCAAGCUAUCGUUUACAACCUCCUCUCUGCCAUGAUGGCUUACAUAGGCAUGCUCAUCGGCACGGCUGUUGGACAGUACGCCAAUAACAUCACUCUUUGGAUCUUUGCAAUCACUGCAGGCAUGUUCCUCUAUGUAGCCUUGGUGGAUAUGCUUCCAGAAAUGUUGCAUGGUGAUGGUGACCAUGAAGAGCAUGGCUUUUGUCCAGUGGGGCAGUUCAUUCUUCAGAAUUUAGGAUUGCUGUUUGGAUUUGCCAUCAUGCUGGUGAUCGCCCUCUACGAAGACAAAAUUGUGUUCGACAUCCAGUUUUGACCAUUCCCAGUAAUCACUGUUGAUUACGAUUACGAGAAUGUUACCAUGCAGCUUUGCAUCUGUGUCCUUGUACUGUAUGCACAUUGCUCAAAGAAAAGUCCGUGGCUUGCACUACUUACAAGUCCCAUAGAUUUGAGCCUAACCGUAAAGACUGGUGCUCAGUACUGUUUUCUGUGCAUGAAGAGGGUCUUUCAAAAAUACAAAGCUUAUGAUAAAGAGAGGAGAAAAUGGGACUCCAUGAACCAAUGUUGAUAUAGGUUUGAUUAAGACAUUUUAAAAAAUAAUCAUAUAAAACACUACUUUCCUUAUUAGUAGAAACUUCUGUGGCUAUGCAGAAAUAGAAACUGAACCAAAAAUCAUUUAAACUUUUAAAAUAUUUUAAAUGGACUGUGGGCAGACAUUUUUUGUGUGUGCUAAGAAUGAAUUGUAGUGCCCUUUAAUUCAGCUAUAUAUAUAUACAUAUGGUAAUAGGGAUCAACUCGACACGGCAUUGAAACCACAUAAAGUAGACUGUAGGAACUAGAGGAAGGCUGGGGCUGCAUUAGAGUAUGAAUUUAGCAUUGGGAAAAACCCUUAUUCUUGAACCUAGAGUUACUAUUUUUGUAUAUAUUUGCAUAGUGUUUAAACUUGCAGCCUAAACUACUGAAAUUUGUGAUUGUUAUAUUUGUGUGAGCUUCAGUUUAAUGAAAGAUUCAUAACAGUUCUUUGUAUUAUUACAAUACUUGGUCUUUGGGGAGGUUUUCCCUUUUUUUUUUUUUAACUUUUGGUUUUGGGUUUCUGGGGGUGGAGUUCAAGGGGAUCAGAGCAUGUAGUCAAAUGUUUUCCUUAAAAUUAUAACCCUCUGAAAAUAUCAAAGAAAUGAACAAAUAUGGUAAAAAAAAAUACUCUAUUUUCCUGCUUUAAUAGUACUAGUUAAUUGGGAUAUUUAAGUUCUAAAUGUUCACAUUGCUUUACCAGUUUGGCAUCGGAACCAAGAGCACAUGCUGUGAGUGGCAGUAUUGCGUUGGAAGGCAGAAAGUCUAAGUUUACCAUGUCUGUAAUCUAUAUAUGAAGUGUCACUUAAAACAGUUAUUAGGAUCAACUCCAUUGAUACCAUGGUUAUCAUGGUAGCAAGUGACUUAUGUUUCAGUACCUAAGCCGAAAUCACUUGAUCAUUUUGUGCCAAGAUAUGCUGUUGGUGCCUCAUAGGGAUUAGUCUCCCUUUUUAGGCAUCCUGUUCACCUACCGUAAUUGUGAAUGAUUUGUGAGACGUGCAAGCCAUGUAGAUCCUGAAUUUUGACUUACUAAUUUAUAGGACUAGUCAUACGCAUGUAGCUUUCUGUUUACAUCUUGUGAACAUGGUCCUCAUUUACGCCAGGUAAACUGCAUUGGAACUCUGUGCAGCUAUCUUUGUUUUCAUCUGCUUGGCAACCAGUGUAGCUGCUUUCAGAAUCUUAUUGUUCAAAUAUCUAAGAGCCAAACUCUUCCAUUCCACUUAAAAUGCUUCAUUUAGUCUUCUUUUCCCUUCUUUCUUUCCUCUUGCUCUAUGAACUUUAAAAACAAAACAUCGAGGAGCUGCACAUUCAUCCAGGUAUAUGUGGAUGAUGGCCAGUGUUGUUCUUCAUACUGUAAGCAAGGGAGCUUAGGUCUUGUUAUUUCUUUAAUGCUUGAAUUUGAACAGUUAUUUCUGGCUUUCUCCAUGGCCUUCUUAUAAUAAGUAGGAGUUUCAUACAUAGAUUCUUUUGCAUCGGACACUGACUUAGGACAGUCCUCAUCUCAUUGCUUGGCCCUUCAAGCAACCUAGCUAAAAGGUGCUGAUGUUUUAUUUAGUACUGCCAACUUCAAGUGAUUCAAAUAUCUUGCUUUCUGAUUCAAGAUAUAUUAAUAGUUCGUUUUUGGGUUUUAAUACCCAAGGAUGAUUGUGCAUUCCAGCAUUAAGUCUGCUUCAUUAAAAAACUUUUGUAAAAGCAACAGCUGGAAUAUACUCCCAAUCUUAACAUGCCUGAAAUAAAGCAAAUGAGUCAUGCUGAAAUAUUUAAAGUUUUAUAUUCUCUCAAGAAUGGUAUUAUCUUUUAUCAGCUAGAUUUUUUUUUUAACCUUUUAAGAGGGCUGUAAUAGUUGCUGCUAGUAUUUUGUUAGGGUUCCACCAGUAUUUAGUUUUCACAUCAUCCUAAUGUAUAGUUUUAAGUCUUACUAGACAAUCUGAAUUCCACUACAUUUCUGUUUGGCUCCAACAUUCCAUUUAACUUGACCAGUCUGAUUUAACAUGUGUUUGUUGGAGAUCAUUACUGUUACUUGUACAA
This is a messenger RNA of Tupaia belangeri chinensis (Chinese tree shrew), 4973 nucleotides long. It is a transcript of the gene SLC39A10, whose product is annotated as solute carrier family 39 member 10. The record is from RefSeq and is a predicted model, not a curated record. Gene Ontology annotation, molecular function: monoatomic cation:bicarbonate symporter activity; zinc ion transmembrane transporter activity. NCBI's taxonomy places the organism in Eukaryota, Metazoa, Chordata, Mammalia, Scandentia, Tupaiidae. The transcript is spliced from 11 exons. Bases 172 to 2691 code for a protein of 839 amino acids. Gene Ontology annotation, biological process: zinc ion import across plasma membrane; intracellular monoatomic cation homeostasis. Gene Ontology annotation, cellular component: plasma membrane.